AUGGAUCUGUCUCCAUUCAGCUGGUUGAGCAAGGGCCUCUGGUUCGGUGGUCCCAGCCAGGAGGCUCGACCGUACUACCUGACUGACCGCCUGCUGGCCUGCGUGUAUGAGGAGGACAGGGAGUCCUGGAACCGCUCCUCCCGCCUGUCCUACCUGUCAGAUGGUUACAAGCAGUACCUGCGGGAGCUGUCUGUGCAGCUCAAGGGCAUCCGGGAGAGGGGCGGGGAGGCCGGCCCCGGGGUCAAGGACCCCGCCGGCAUCCAGUUUGUGAACCUCAGCCCCGCUUGGAGGGACCCCGACGUCUACUCCUACUUCAACAACUCUGUCAUGGAGUUCCCGCUCAACAUCUGGGAGCGGCCCCCUGGGCUGGGUCUGUGCCCCCUGCACAUCCUGGUGACCAUCUGCAGCCAGAUGCACCAGUGGCUCAGCCUCUCGCCCGACAACCUCGUCGUGCUCCACGCUCGGACCUGCACCGGUACGGAGCGGCACCUGGCCACCUUCCUGGCCGCCUGCCACCUCAUCUUCUCCGCCGGGCUGGACAACGUCCGCCUGGCACUCGACUCCCUGCCCCCGCUGGGGGGGCGGCCCAGGGCCUCAAAGAGCCUGUUCGACGGCAAUCAAGAGAACGGCUUCAGGACAGCUGCCGCCCUGAACGCCCUGCUCCCCUCCCAGCAGCGCUUUGGCGGCUACCUGGCGGCCCUCCUGCAUGCCCCCCACACCCUCCCCCCCAACUCCGCCCGGCCCCUCCUGCUGAAGGGCAUCCUGGCCUCGCGCCUGGGCUGCCUGGACCCCGCGGGCGGGGGCAGGGCGGUGUGGACCCAGGGCGCCUCGCUAGACGUGCUGUCCGGCCAGGACGACACGCUCUCCUUCGAUGUCGGCCUGGUGGUGCAGGGCGACGUGACCCUGGCCCUCUGGUUUGCCGACCACGUGGGCGAGUGGGAGCCGCCCGCAGCCGCCUACUCCUUCCACACCGCCUUUGUCGAGGCGGGGGUGGUGCGUGUUACGGGGCUCAAGCUGGACCUGCCGGGCGUGGGGCCAGGCGCUGCGGCGCUGGCGGAGGCCGAGGGCUUCUUCAUGGACAUCAUGCUGGACGACGACAUCGUGCGCAUGGCAGAGGGGGAGGCGGGCGACCUGCACACCGACGUGGAGCGGCUGCGCGGCAGCUGGGAGGCGCUGAUCGACCAGACCGACGGCUUCCUGGGCUUCCGCCCCGUGCCCGAGUCGGGCAUGGACGACGUCAUGUCCCAGAUCCGGGCGGUGCAGUCGGCGCGCCUGCGCCCCUCCCAGAUCCCACGCACUCUCUUCCGCGAGGCGGGCGCCGUGUCGGCCGCCUCCAGCGCCUCCUCCUCGCCCACCGCCGCGCGUUUGCGCCGGGUGGGCCAGUCCCUGCUGGGACCGGCGGCCUCCAGCAGCGCCGCCAGCCUGGCCGGGUCCGAGGAGGGCGGGGUUGCCGGCGGGGAGGCGCCGCCAGGCAGGGGCGCUGCGAUCCAGAGGGGCAGCCCGGGGGGACCUGGCGCGCUGGGCACCCCCACCCCGCCGGCGCUGCCGCGGCGGAAGGGCUCCGGGGUGCCGCCCCCGCCCACGCCGCCGUCCACCCCCGCGGUGGGUGCCAAGAAGCUCCGCGCUUUCUACUGGGACACCAUGCGUCGCAAGCCUGGGAGCGUGUGGGAGGAGCUGGGGGAGGCCCAGCCACUGGAGCCCGUGGCGAGGAACACCCUGGAGCAGCUGUUUGAGGUCCACCCCACCGUGCCGGCUCGGGGCAGGGCUGGAGGGGCGGGGUCAAUUGGGCGUGGCCCCAAGGCCACCGGUCCCGUCGUCAAGGUGCUUCCCCUCACGCGUGCCAACAACGUCUCCAUCAUGCUGACCCAGUUCUCCACCUUUCCUGGAUUCGAGAGCAUUCGGACCGCGCUGCUGACCGGGUCGGGUGCUCUGGGGCUGGACCACCUCAGCCUGCUCAUGCAGAUCGUGCCGAGCGACGACGAGGCCAAGGCCCUUCGGGCCUACCCAGGCCCAGCAGAGGAGCUGUCGCCGCCGGAGAAGUUCAUGCUGGUCAUGAGCGACGUGCCGCGUGUGAUUGCCAAGGCGAGGAGCGCAGGGUUUCUGAUGUGCAGUGCAGUUAUCGUGGGGCAUGCCGGGGCUGCAUGCACGGUCGGCGCGCUCAUGUUCCGCCUCCAGUUCCGAUCGCUCUGCGAGGACGCGGCGGCCGGCAUGGCGGCGGUCAGGCUGGCCACAGAGCAGCUGCGUGCCAGCCGCCGCCUGCGCAAGGUGCUGGCGGCGGUGCUCGCCGCGGGCAACGCGCUGAACAGCGGCACGGCCCGGGGCGGGGCGGCUGCCCUGAAGCUGGAGUCCCUGCUCAAGCUGGCGGACGUCAAGGCCAGCGAGGGCCUGCUGGACUUUGUGGCGUGGAGUGUGUACCGCGGCGAGGGUGCGGAAGUCCGCGCCGCCACGCAAUACCUGGCCUCGGAGCUGGGCGCCCUGUCCGAGGCGGUGCGGCGCAUGCAGAGCGACGUGCAGGAGGCCCUGAGGGCCCUGCAGGGCGGCCUGGCCUCGGCGCGCAAGGAGCACGCCACAGAGGUGGCGGAGGAAUGCGCGGCGGAGGCGAAUGCCUCGCCCGCGGACUUCGCGGCUGUCCUGGGGGCCUUCCUGGCGCAGGCAGAGGCCCAGCUCGCCGAGCUGAGCGAGGCCAGCGCCGCCACCGAGCAGGAGGCGAGGCGCACCCUCGAGUGGCUCGGGGCCGGGGUCAACCAGGAUGCGGCCUCCGUCUUCGAGCUGCUGCACCGCCACGUGACGGCCUUCGACGCCGCCUACGCCACGGUGCACCGCCUGGCCACGCAGAAACGAUAG
Messenger RNA from Auxenochlorella protothecoides, 2844 nucleotides. RefSeq names its product Formin-like protein 14. Bases 1 to 2844 code for a protein of 947 amino acids. The transcript is spliced from 16 exons. Lineage: Eukaryota; Viridiplantae; Chlorophyta; Trebouxiophyceae; Chlorellales; Chlorellaceae. The record is from RefSeq and is a predicted model, not a curated record.